AUGAAUAGAGACGGUACAACAAAAUUAAUUAAAAUGAAUUUAACAAUAGAUCAACGAAGUAAUUAUCAUAAAGAUGAUCAAGAUCGUGCUAAAUUUUAUCUUUGGUAUGCUGAUCAUAUUGUCUAUGGUGUAUUUGGUCCAUUUAUUGCUGUUAUUGGUCUUAUUGGUAGUACAAUGUCAUGUUUAGUAUUUUAUCGUAAAACAUUACGUAAAAAAUCUUGUUCAAUAUAUUUCUUUGUAUUAGCCGUUGCUGAUUUACUCUGUUUACUUUGUAUUCAAAUUCAUUUUGUUUUACCCGUAUAUAAUUAUAAUGUAUUAAUAAAAACAAAUUUUCUAUGUAAAUUAUUUGUAUUUGGAAUAUAUUUUUCAUUUGAUUUGGCAAAUUAUUUAUUAACAGCAUGUUCAAUUGAUCGAGCACUUGUUGUACUAUGUCCUAUUAAAUGUCGAAAAUUUUGUAGACCAAAAAUAGCUUAUAUAAUAACAACUGUAUUAAUUAUUGUUAUAGCAUUACUUAAUAUACAUUUUUUAUACGGUUUUGUUAUUAUUGAUGUAUAUCAUCGUCCAUUAGAUUAUAUGAAUAAAACAAUACCAGAAAUAACACGUCAUUGUCAUUGUCGAACGGAUGUUAUACCAUAUGCAAAAUUUUUUAAUAUUUAUGAUUCUUAUUUUGAUGUAAUUAAAUCAAAUUUAAUACCAUUUAUGAUUAUGAUUGUAUGUAAUUUUAUUAUUAUUGUUCGUGUAUUUAAAUCGUCACGUCUUAGACAUUCAUCUAGACGUGCUGAUAUUAUAACACAUAGAAAAUCAAAACGUAAACAUGAAAAAGAUCGACAAUUAACACUUAUGUUAGUUGGUAGUGCAAUGGCAUUUUUAUUUCUUACAUUACCAACAGAAAUAAAUGAUAUAAUACAAUCACAUGGUAAUAAACAACAAAUAACAAGAUUAUUAAGUGAAAAAAGAAAUUAUUUUAUAACAGCACAUUUAGCAACAUUAUCUCAUCUUAAUUAUGCUAUUCAUUUUUAUAUUUAUACUCUUACUGGUGAAGUAUUUCGACAACAAUUAGUAAAAUUAUGGCCAAUUAGUAUAUGUUGGCCAUAUUUAAUACAAGCUAUAAGAAAAUCACGUACAACAAGGACAACAUCAUCAUCAGCAAAAAGUAUUAAUAAUUAUAAGGGAACAAGAAUGGUUAAUUUGUCGAUGAGAACGACAGCUGCUGAAUUUACUCUCUAA
Didymodactylos carnosus is the source of this 1227-nucleotide messenger RNA. Lineage: Eukaryota; Metazoa; Rotifera; Eurotatoria; Philodinida; Philodinidae. The record is from the annotation of a GenBank genome assembly.